ACGUGGACGAGUGCAGCCUCUUCGCGCCGCGGCUCUGCAAGGGCGGCGUGUGCGUCGACGGCGCCGGCGGCUUCACCUGCUACUGCCCCAGCGGCUACUACUACGAGCAGGAGCAUCUGCAGUGCAUCGAUAACGACGAGUGCGUGGACGAGGAGGCGGAGGCGUGCGUGGGCGGCCGCUGCACCAACACCGUGGGCUCCUACUACUGCUCGUGCGCGCCGCCGCUCGUGCUGGACGGCUCGCAGCGGCGCUGCGUGAGCAACGAGAGCGCCGCGCUGG
Molecule: messenger RNA, 279 nt
Organism: Nothoprocta perdicaria
Lineage: Eukaryota; Metazoa; Chordata; Aves; Tinamiformes; Tinamidae
Product: latent-transforming growth factor beta-binding protein 4-like
Exons: 2
Molecular function (GO): calcium ion binding
Source: RefSeq, a predicted model, not a curated record